Molecule: messenger RNA, 1170 nt
Organism: Iphiclides podalirius (scarce swallowtail)
Lineage: Eukaryota; Metazoa; Arthropoda; Insecta; Lepidoptera; Papilionidae
Source: the annotation of a GenBank genome assembly
AUGGGUAUUUUAACUGAACUUUAUAGAAAAGCUAGAAAAACUUGUGUUUUUAAUAAACGUGCAAAUUGGAGUGAUAGUGUUUUUAGAACUUUUUGCAGUAAGGUACAGGAAACUAAAUCGGAUGCCCAUAAUGGAACUGAAUGGCCGCGACGAAUUGUCUCGGGUCUCCAACCUACCGGCGAGCUUCACGUAGGCAAUUACUUUGGUGCACUUCGUCGUUGUGUGCGUCUGCAAGAACAGGGCGAAGAUGUGAUGCUGUUCAUUGCCGAUCUACAUUCAUUUACUACUCGCCAGGAUCCGAAACAACUGCAGGAGCGCACACUUGAACUGACCGCCCUCGCCCUGGCGGCGGGGCUCGAUCCCGAGCGCAGCGUGCUGUUCCAGCAGUCGGCAGUGGCGCGCCACGCGGAGCUGUGCUGGCUUCUGGCCUGCCUGGCCACGCACGCGCGCCUCGCGCAUCUCCCGCAGUACAAGGAGAAGUCCGCCACUAUGAAGGAGGUGCCCAUCGGCCUGCUACUGUACCCUGUUCUUCAGGCGACGGAUAUUCUGGUGUACCGCGGCACGCACGUGCCCGUGGGAGCUGAUCAGCUACAGCAUUUGCAAGUAGCCGCGCAACUGGUGAAAACCUUCCAGCAUCGCUAUGGACCUGCUUUUCCUACUCCACGACCUCUGCUACCUGAUGAUGGCAGCGACAGAAUUAAAAGCCUGCGUGAUCCUUCAAAGAAGAUGUCAAAGUCUGAUCCAGACCCUAAAUCAAGGAUAUUAUUAACAGACUCUGAUGAUACAAUCAGACUUAAGAUAAGAAAAGCUGUCACAGACUUUACACCCCAGGUGACAUAUGACCCAGAGAAUCGUCCCGGGGUGUCGAACCUGGUGGCGCUGCACUGCCUGGCGAACGGGCUGGUGCCCGAGGAGGCGGUGGAGGAGGCCGAGGGCCUGAGCACGGCGCAGUACAAGGGCGUGGUGGCGGAGGCGCUGUGCGGCGCGCUGGGCCCGCUGCGCGCGCGCGCCCUCGAGCUGCGCGCCCGGCCCGAGCUGCUGCGGCCCGUGCUGCGCCACGGCGCCGCGCGCGCCCGCCGCCGCGCCGACCGCGUCUACGAGGACGUGGCGAGCCUCGCCGGCCUCGCGCCCCCGCCGCCCCCGCUACAUUCGCACGCACUGCGCGUGUGC